Molecule: messenger RNA, 642 nt
Organism: Parnassius apollo (apollo)
Lineage: Eukaryota; Metazoa; Arthropoda; Insecta; Lepidoptera; Papilionidae
Source: the annotation of a GenBank genome assembly
AUGUACGGUUCUGAUACUAAUGUAAGUAAAAUGAAAGAUAAACAUGUAAUUUUAUCUGAAUGGGUUAACCCUAGAAAGAAACGUGUAUAUGAAUCGGAGGGCGAAUUAUCCACCGGACAGAUAUCCGCGGUACAAAAACCGGCCUGUUGCACGGAGAACAUGCUAAGCUCACUAAAAGAAACGAUGGAUUCAUUACGUGAGGAAAUGAAGAUCAUGAUGCAUACUCUUAAAGAAAUGAAAGACCAACAGGAAACACGUUUUGGGAAUUUUGAAAAAGAUAUGUCAGAUAUAAAAAUUACAAUAUGCCAGUUGCAGAAAACUAAUGAAGUCGUUGACGACUCAUUGGAUUAUCUCGGCAAAAAAUGUUCAAAACUGGAGAACGCCAUCGAGGAGGCGAAUAACUGUGGAAUUCAAGACAUAACCCGCGAGGCAGUGAGUGCGGAGCGACGGACAGCCACUUGCAUCGAUCAUGUGUUCGUUAGAACUGAGAGCGCGUCAGAGGUGCAAGCGUAUUUACUUACGAGUCCAUUAGCUGAUCAUUACCUAACGGGACUCACCGCUGUUAUAGGUGCUUUGCAGCACUUGAGCCGACUUAUCGUUACUUCAGCUAGAACUGCUGUGACUUUAUCACAUAAAAUGUAA